Spinacia oleracea (spinach) is the source of this 4260-nucleotide messenger RNA. RefSeq names its product rDNA transcriptional regulator pol5. The transcript is spliced from 9 exons. Gene Ontology annotation, biological process: regulation of DNA-templated transcription. Gene Ontology annotation, cellular component: nucleolus. The record is from RefSeq and is a predicted model, not a curated record. Gene Ontology annotation, molecular function: DNA binding; transcription factor binding. NCBI's taxonomy places the organism in Eukaryota, Viridiplantae, Streptophyta, Magnoliopsida, Caryophyllales, Amaranthaceae. The coding region runs from base 200 to 4030 and encodes 1276 amino acids.
CUUUUCCUCUCUCCUCAAACUCCAAACCAGUGCUUUGCAUCUCCUUCCUCCUCCUAAAACCCUCCUCUUCCUCUUAAAACCCUACCAACAAAAGCAGCGUCUUGUAGUUGUAUCUACAUUCGGCGCCGCCUCUGCCAACCGCCUCUCCUCUGCUCCUGCUAUUCUCGGUUUUUGUAUUAAGUGGAAUUAGCAGGUAGUAAUGGGAAGCAGGAAAGGAGGACCUAGUUCUGUAGAGGAGGAAAUAGUUGUAGAAGGCGAAACUUCUAACGAAAAAUUAGGGUUAGAUAAGACAAAGGGGAAGAAGGGGAAGAAGGGGAAGGAUAAUGGACCGCGAAGUGAAGGCGGGAGUGAUGGACCUUCAACUCCGGCUUCUAGCUCAGCUAAACCUAUGGAGAGGAGAAAGAAGAGGAAAUUGUUAGAUAAGGUGAGACAUAGUAGUGCUACUGAAAGCAAGGAAAUAAAGCCAGCUCAAGAAACACCUGUAUGGAAAUUUGAGGACCCGGGAACAGCAAGUAGUAGCAAUGGUCAGCCAGUUCUUCACAUGGAGGUUUUUACUGAAUUGGCCUCGGCUGAUGCCUCUAAAAGAGAAGCUGCUGCUGAGAGAUUGGCGGUUGAGUUGCAGGAAAUACAGAGGGCAUAUAAGCAGGGUGGUAAUGAGGAUUCUGUUCAAGGUGGGCUUCAAUUGGAAGCUGCAAAGGAUGAUGGUCUAGAUAACUGUGCACCACCCGUACGGUAUGCUGUGAGAAGGCUUAUUCGUGGUGUUUCUUCAUCGCGAGAGUGUGCAAGACAAGGAUUUGCUUUAGGUUUGACAAUAGUAGUCAGCACAAAUUCUAAGAUUAGAGUUGAUUCAGUGCUAAAGCUGAUAGUUGAUUCAUUGGAGGUCACUUCUUCAAUGAAAGGCCAGGAGGCAAGGGAUUGUCUUUUGGGUCGUCUUUUUGCGUAUGGUGCCAUUGCAAGGUCUGGGAGAUUGAAAGAAGAAUGUGCGUCUGACAUAAAUAGCCCUUACAUCAAAGAAUUUACAAGUCAUCUUAUGUCUGUGGCAUCCAAGAAACGAUACCUGCAAGAGCCAACUGUUUCAGUACUUGUGAACUUAAUGGACAUGUUGCCCAUAGAAGCUGUGGGGAAUCAUAUCGUUUAUGCUCCUGGACUUCGUGAGUGGUUUGCAGCAGCCCCUACUGAGGGGAAUCCUGAUGCCCUGCUUCUGGCAUUAAAAAUUCGGCAAAAGACUGCCACUGAUAGUGUUGUUUUUGAUGACCUUUUGCCUCGUCCAUUCAGUCCAAGCAGGUUUUUCACUGUUGACCAUUUGACUUCUAUUGCUAAUUGCUUAAAGGAGUCCACAUUCUGCCAGCCACGAGUUCAUGGUAUUUGGCCUCUCCUGGUCAGCCUUCUCUUACCAGACACAGUCUUGCAAGAUGCUAAUUCCUCAUCAAGUUUAAGUUCGACUAAAAAGAACAAAAAGAGCCGCAGAUCGAGCUCUUCUGAUGAAGAUAUUGCAGAGAGCCUUAGAUGUUUUUGUGAGGUGAUCCUUGAAGGGUCCCUGCUGACCUCAUCGCAUGACCGGAAACACUUAGCAUUUGAUAUUUUACUUCUGAUGCUUCCAAGGCUACCUGCUUUUCAUAUCCCUAUUGUUCUCUCCCACAAGUUUGUUCAGGGCCUCAUGGAUAUAUUGUCCACCAAGGAUUCUUGGCUGUAUAAAGUUGCAGAACAUUUCCUCAAACAAUUAUUAGACUGGGUUGGCUCAGAUGACAUUAAAAGGGUUUUUGUGGUUGUGGCUUUGCAGAAGCAUAGUGGUGGGAGGUUUGAUUGUAUAACUCGAACAAAAACUAUUAAAGAUCUAAUGGCUGGUUUCACAACCGAGUCUGGCUGCAUGCUGUUCAUGCAAAAGUUGACUAGCAUGUUUGUAAAUGAAGAGCAUGCCUCUGAUGAACCAUCAGAUAAGAACCUAGCUACUGAUAACAUGUCUGAGAUAGGUUCAGUUGAGGAUAAGGAAUCUGCUGAUAGUAAUUCUGAUCUGAUGAAAAGUUGGAUAGUGGAGUCGCUUCCAACUCUUCUGAAAUAUUUGACACUAGACCCUGAAGCAAAAUUCCGGGUGCAAAAGGAAGUGAUGAAGUUCCUAGCAGUACAAGGUCUGUUUUCUGCAUCACUUGGUACAGAAGUGACAUCUUUUGAACUACAAGAGAAGUUUGAAUGGCCAAAAACACCCAUCUCAAGUGCUCUUUGCAAGAUGUGUAUAGACCAGCUUCAGUUACUGCUUUCCAAUGCUCAAAAAGCUGAGGGACCUCAUGCUUUGCCAAAUAGCCUUGAGACAAAUGACCUUGGCUGCUAUUUCAUGCGUUUUCUGGGCACAUUGUGCACUAUUCCUUCCGUUUCCCUUGUUCGUCCCUUGAGCAAUGAGGAUGAGAAGACGUUCAAAAAGCUACAGGCUUUGGAAUCAACUCUUUCAAGAGAGGAGAGAAAUCGUGGGCUCAGUGCAGAUGCAAACAAAUUACAUGCACUUAGGUACUUGCUCAUUCAACUACUACUUCAACUUCUCCAGAGGCCUGGUGAAUUUACAGAAGCUGCUUCUGAACUUAUAAUAUGUUGUCGGAAAGCCUUCUCUAUUCAUGACCCCCCUGAGUCUUCUGAGGAGGAUGAGGCAGAAGAUGGUGAAUCCCCUGAAUUGAUGGAUGUUUUAGUGGACACAUUGCUGUCAUUGUUGCCACAGUCAUCAGCUCCUCUGAGGUCCGCAGUUGAGCAGGUUUUUAAAUACUUUUGUAAUGAUGUUACUGAUGAUGGGCUGCUCCGGAUGCUGCGGGUGAUAAAGAAAGAUCUAAAGCCAUCUAGGCGUAAGGAUGCUGAUAGUGAAGAUGGUAGUGAUGCUGACGAUGAUGACCUUCUAGACCUAGAAGAAGCAGAAGAAUCUGAUGAAGCUGAUGCUGUUGAAACGGCCGUAAUGACUGAUGAUACUGAAGCUACAGUUACAGCUGAUGCGUCAGAUGAAGAAUUUCCUGAUGCUUCUGAUUCAGAUGAUGAUUCAGAUGAAGACAUGGAUGAUGAGGCCAUGUUUCGGAUGGAUUCCUAUCUUGCAAAGAUUUUUCAGGAACGAAAGAACCAAGCUGGGGGUGACACUGCUCAUGCGCAGCUCAUACUAUUUAAACUCCGUGUACUUUCACUGCUUGAAAUCUACCUUCAUGAGAAUCCAGGUUCUUCACGGGUCUUGACUGUAUAUUCAAAUUUGGUGCAAGCAUUUGUGAAUCCGAGUACAACCGAAGGCAGCGAACAACUUGCACAACGUAUAUGGGGAAUUUUGCAAAAAAAAAUCUUCAAGGCAAAGGACUAUCCCAAGUCAGAAGAUGUGCAACUCGUUACCUUGGAAGGUCUACUGGAAAAGAGCCUUCGGCUGGCUUCCAGACCAUUUCGGAAAAAGAAAACCUCUGGUAGUGUACAACAAAAGAAGAAGUCAUUUUCCUGGAAUCGAUACAAGAUGAUUAAUUCCCUUGCUCAGCAAUCGACAUACUGGCUUCUGAAGAUUAUCGAGGUAAGAAAAAUCUCAGAGUCAGACCUCAGUAAGGUAUUUGAAAAUUUCAAGGAUGCCCUUGUCAAAUACUUUGAAACCAAGAAGUCCCAAUUAAAGCCGGAGUUCUUAAAAGAAGUAUUCAAGAGAAGGCCUUGGGUUGCGCGGCAUCUAUUUGGAUUUCUCGUGGAGAAAUGUGGGGAUGGAAAGUCUGAUUACAGGAGAGUCGAAGCUCUUGAAUUAGUGUUAGAAAUCUUGAAGUCAGUCCUUGCAGAAAGUACACCAGAAGCAUCAAAGACAUUCUUGAAGGCUCAUAUGUCUAAACUCAGUCACUUGAUAAAGCAGUUGGCAACACAUAUGCCGGAGAAGCAGUCAAGACGGGCUGAUGUAAGGAAGUUUUGUGGCAAGGUUUUCCAGACAAUAUCCACCCACAACAUGACUAAAUCAUUUCUUAAGACAUUAGAACCAGAUGCUCAUGCUGCUUGUGAGUCUCAAUUUGGUGAGCUGUUUCUUGCUUUGAAGAAAAUGAACAACUGAGUUGAAGUCUUUGUAAAAUUCUGGGUUUAGCAUUAUUGUGAUACAGAACUCGGUAGGGAUGAUUGGGAUUUUUACACUCGGGGAACUUCUACCAAUCUUUAGUGCUUCUAGACUUCCAAUUUUGUUAAUUUAGGAUACAGAAUUUUAGUUUUACAUUCGGAGAUCUUUUUUUUCAAAAAAACAAAUAUUUAUUUGAUGUUAUUCACAUUUAUGGAUGAUUCUUGUUAUUA